Molecule: messenger RNA, 2022 nt
Organism: Colletotrichum spaethianum
Lineage: Eukaryota; Fungi; Ascomycota; Sordariomycetes; Glomerellales; Glomerellaceae
Exons: 2
Coding region: 1-2022 (673 amino acids)
Biological process (GO): protein polyubiquitination
Molecular function (GO): protein binding
Source: RefSeq, a predicted model, not a curated record
AUGGAUAUCGUCCGCGACUCCCCUCUACUUUACCUCCCCCGGAAGCCCGGCCAGAAGCAAAAUCACCGAGUGAGCGUCCGCGAGAGCACUCUCCAAAACUCUCCCACAAUGGUGUCACCGGCCCCUACGAAGAAGCUGGACGAUCUGCCGGACGAGAUUCUUCUUCGCAUUCUUUCCUCCUGGUGCCCCUCAGUUUUAGAGCCUUACGACUUCCCCGGCCUACAACUCGUAUGCCGAAAACUCCAAAAGAUUUCUCUCGACAACAACCACUGGCGGUCAAGAACAUUCGACGAGUCACCUUUCUUAGAGUCGAUCCAACGGCGCCGGCGCCUGACCCGUAUCAUCGACGAAGACGUUAUUGACGAGCCUCUCCUUAGCGCUGCCGUGCAGUUAAGCCAGGAGCAUGGUGAUGCAGAACCGUCCCCGCACUUCUACGAUGAGGACGAAACGAGAGAGCAGAGUGAGUUGCAGCGAUACAAGGACAUGGCGAAUUGGGAUCCCUCGUUUCCGACAGAGCCAGUCUUUUGGUACAACGAGUACAUACAGCGCUAUGCGCCUGUCACAACGAGCUGGCUGCAGCAGCCCAAGAUCCGAGACGGGAACGAGGAAGAUACGCUGGAUGUCCGGGGAAUGGCCCUCUACAGCCCGAAUCGAGAAAGCAACGAGUUGCUGGCUGUAUCACCGUUAGACGACGGGUCCGUGUGCUUGUGGGACGUGAAGGGUACUAGAGGUCGGAAAGGCGCGAUGGUUGCGACGAGUCCGGCAGGGAUUCUCUACCUUGACGGACCCCAAACCAUGGGGAGGUCACGCAAGAUCGACUCCGGUGUAUCAGAGUGCAUCAGCGUCGACAGCUUCGCUGACAAGGCCUUUGUUGCAGUCCAGGGCCAUCUUUUAGAAGUGGAUCUGAACCAUCUGCAGGUCGUCAGCGAGCAAUCAUUCGAAUGGUCCAUUACGGCGUUGUCUUCGGCCGCCCCAGGUCUACCGCUAACCGUGGGAACUUCAUUGGGAAUUCAUUUAUACGACUAUAGAGCGCGGGUAAGGUCGCCGAGUGAGAUAGUCGAUCGGAUCGAUGUGUUGGCAAUGGAUACGGGAAGUGGGCUUUCCGCACUGAGGUCAAGGAACAUCUUCGACGAUCCGCUGCCGCCAUACGCACCUUUGUCACAACCAACGCCAUUAAGCAUCUUACACCUGCCCAAACCAUGCGACGAGUACUCUUUCUCGGACGACAUCUACGUGGCAGGGCGCUUUUCCAAUAUCCUCCACUAUGACAGACGCACGUUCCCCUCCAUCAUAGGCUCCAUCCACUCGGGCGCUCGGCUGGCCAGCCUCGCGGCGCUUCCGUAUCCUUUCUCUACGCUUGAUAGCGAAACGCGUCGGAGGAGUGACCUGUCCGCCGAGCAAGUUAUGGCGUCCAAGAUGAGAGAAGGCGGCCGUACUCUGAUUGCUGGGGGUGAAUAUAACACCAAGGGCUCACUGGAGUUGUACGGACUUUGCCCGCGCCCGGGAGACUCGUCUGCGGAUCUCAUGCAGAACUCCACAAUGAAGAAUCGGCAGACGUCUUCGCAGUCCAAAAUCCUCUCGGUCGCGAACCAAGGUACUCGCAUUGUGUUCUCGGACGGCUCCGGGCUUUUAAAGUGGUUCGAGCGCGACGGCUUCACCGAAGUGAGGCGGCACAAGAUUGGCCACAGCGAGGUUUCGGAACGUCCCUCUCUUUUUGCGUCAAUGCCUGGUUCAGACGAUCUUGCACGGAAAAUAUUGUCAACACAAACACGGAACGGACUGGACAACGUAAACGACGACGACAUUCUGUUCUGGACGGGUGAAAAGCUUGGUCUAGUCAGUUUCUCUGGCAAGCCUGGGUUCACUGCAGAUGACUUUGAGGAGCCGGCACCCAAGUCGGAAGAAGAUGCGAAGGUAGAAGAGGCAGAGAAAGAGUAUGGCGAGAGAAUGAGGCUUGCUCUUGAACGACAAGCGAACGAUGUCCGUUUCGUGAGGGGUCUGGGCUUGGGUUUAAUGGGAUAA